Messenger RNA from Coregonus sp. 'balchen', 6425 nucleotides. NCBI's taxonomy places the organism in Eukaryota, Metazoa, Chordata, Actinopteri, Salmoniformes, Salmonidae. The record is from the annotation of a GenBank genome assembly.
UAAAACCCCACCAAAGAAGAAUACUUUUUUGUAGCUAGCUAAACCUUCUUAUUAUAGCUCAGUGAGCUAACCAUCUCUGGCUAAAAUAGUCAAAUUAGUUAGCUAGAUGGAAAUUGUAACGUUAGCCAACUAGCUAGCUAACUGAAAUAAUAUUCUCCAAAAUGCAUGAUUUUUUUUAUUUUUUUUGACUGACGUAGCGUAGUUAGUUUACGUUACGUUGGUGGUAGGCAAACUUGUUUUCUUCAGCUCGAGCUGAGGGAAGUUAACUACUGUAGCUAGAUUGCUAACGUUAGCUAGUUAGCUACAAUGACAUUUUAGUGAAUUCAUGGGGGGUGGACACACAAAAUUAAAUACGUAAUUGGCUAACUGCCCCAAUUUCCAUCAAAACGUAAGUAUUGACAGUGUAUCGUUUUUAUAUUAUGCAAAUAUAAACUGCAUAGCUAACGUUAGGUCUUCAAUGUUUAUCUGCAGCAAACAUGACUAGCUGUUAGCUAGGUAGCUAACGUCAGCUGAUUAUAGCUAGCCAGCCAAUAGCCAAACGUUCGUAGGUAGACCGCUGACUAGCUUGUCUGUCGCUUAAUAGAUUCAAACGAAAUAUAGCCUUCUUCUUGUAAAUAAAAGGAUCUGGAAAUAAAGUAUCUAGCCAGCUAACAAACAGUUGCUACUCUCUCAAACGUUAGUUUGAUGAAUCCAUUCCAGUUCAGCUACCUAACUUUAGCUAGCCCAGAUCCUCCUGUCACAAAGGUAACAUAGUUAGCUAGUGUGAUUGAAAGAUUACUUUAUUUUGCUCAAUAUGUACUAUAUAUGGGCGUUUAAACAACUAGGUCCCAGAGUUUUUCCUGCUCAGGUCUUGUGGUCGGGAAAAACUAUUGUCCCUAUCAUGCCAGUCUUUACUCCUCCUCUCAGGUCCACCGCCAAUACCAAGCAAGUUAUGUCAUUACCUACAUUAGAAUGUUAAUAUACCUCGUAGAUAAAUUGUCUGACCUACCCUGAUCACUCACAUUGUCCAGUGACUGACUGCCAGACCCAGUGUUUUAUUCCCAUAUUCCCUCACACACCCAGCCUGAUAAGCGUCCACUGAAUGCCAGUGUGUAUUGUUUUUACUGAUUCCAUUGUCACAGUAAACACAUUAUUGGAAGUGUUGACAGUGUUAGUUAGAUAUGAUGUAAUAUUCUGCUUUAUUCUCCUUCCCUCAGACCCAUGGCAAAGUGGUUAAAGGACUACCUGAACUUCGGCAGCCGGCGUGACGCCCCCCAGCCUCCGCGUCCUGACUACACAGAGAGUGAGAUCCUGAGGGCGUACAGAGCCCAGAAAGACCUGGACUUUGAAGACCCCUACCAGAGCGCAGAGAAACCACAAAAUGGCUGCUACGGUGGCUGUAGUGGGACAGUAAGCCUGCAUGCGUUGCCCGCCUUUGCUUCUGUGCUUCCCAACGAUGCAGAGGUGGGCAAUGUUAUGUCUUAUAGGGCAUGAACAUGUUGUGUUAUGACUGUGUUACUACAGCAGAGGAGGCUGGUUGGCUGAGAUAUAGGAGGACGGGCUCAGUGUAAUGGCUGGAAUGGGAUGGAUGGAACAGUAUCAAACACAUGGUUUUGCAGGUGUUAUGACCAUAUUAUUACAGGUGUUUAAAGGUUGUUAUAAUGUAUUCCAGGUGAAGGUGGUGUCUCCCAAACACAGGCUGAUCAAGGUGGACUCUCAGGAGUUCAGUCACAGUAAGAGCCCCCUCAGCCCCGUCACCAUCCACCAGGAACCGGUAUGACAUGACAGUUGUUGUUUUUGUUGUUGAUCUUCUCCCUCUUUCAUGUUCUUUGUAUCCACAUGAUUCUCCUCAUUUUCUCACUAUCCCACCCACCCUACAUCACUCUCUCCAGGUGCUUCCCUCUGCUCCUGCAGCAGUAGGGGACUCAGACACUGACUACUCGGACCCGUUUGACGCCAGACCAGUUCCACGGCUAAGAGCAGAUUGGGAGCCUAGCCCCAGCCUACACCUUACCUUGGGCCCCAGCCCCAUCACCAGUCCUACCCUGGUAGCCUUCAGCCCUAACCCUAUCCUAGGUCUCAGUCUCCGUCCAGGGGACAGCAGCAGCUACAUGGAACCCUUUGAAGCCCAGAGGGUUGUCACAGGUUGGUGCUUAUAGCUGUUGCCUAGACACCCACACCUUGGACCUCACACCUGGCUGUCUAAAAUGACUGACAUACAUACUGAGAUGCAUAGACUUAUAGUUAAUUUAUUGAGUGUGUGUGUAGCGCUCCAGCAGGGCCCAGAGCGGGGCCGACCAGGAGUGGACAGUGGAAGGUCAGGGGUUGGGAUCGGAGGUCAACUCUAUGAUGACCCCUACGAUGAGAGGACUCGCCAUCGCCCCCGGGGGGCGCCACCGCAGCAGCAGGGGAGAGAGUUCCUCAGGGACGAACCGGUAACAAUCUUCAUCUUCUUCUUUUUCUCUGUUUUGGUUUCAUCAUCCUCCUACAUCCUCUUCUUCUCAUUCUCUUCCAGAGAGAGGUCAGAGAGAGCAGGCUGCCCCAGGACGAUGAGAGACCAGCUGAGGAGUACGACCAGCCCUGGGAAUGGAAGAAGGACAACAUCUCCAAAGCUCUAGCAGGUAGAUGUAUACAGUGUAUUCACCCCCCCUUGGCAUUUUUUCAAUUUUGUUGCCUUACAACCUGUAAUUAAAAUUGAUUUUUUGGUGGGUUCUAUCAUUUGAUUUACACAACAUACCUACUACUUUGAAGAUGCAAAAUAUUUUUUAUUGUGAAACAAACAAGAAAUAAGACAAAAAAACAUGUUUCGCCUUAAACCACUCGAGUGUUGCUUUAGCAGUGUGCUUAGGGUCAUUGUCCUGCUGGAAGGUGAACCUCCGUCCCAGUCUCAAAUCUCUGGAAGACUGAAACAGGUUUCCCUCAAGAAUUUCCCUGUAUUUAGCACCAUCCAUCAUUCCUUCAAUUCUGACCAGUUUCCCAGUCCCUGCCGAUGGAAAAACAUCCCCACAGCAUGAUGCUGCCACCACCAUGCUUCACUGUGGGGAUGGUUUUCUCUGGGUGAUGAGAGGGGUUGGGUUUGCGCCAGACAUAGCAUUUUCCUUGAUGGCCAAAAAGCUAAAUUUUUGUCUCAUCUGACCAGACUACCUUCUUCCAUAUGUUUGGGGAGUCUCUCACAUGCCUUUUGGCGAACACCAAAUGUGUUUGCUUAUUUUUUUCUUUAAGCAAUGGCUUUUUUCUGGCCACUCUUCCGUAAAGCCCAGCUCUGUGGAGUGUACAGCUUAAAGUGGUCCUAUGGACAGAUACUCCAAUCUCCGCUGUGGAGCUUUGCAGCUCCUUCAGGGUUAUCUUUGUCUCUUUGUUGCCUCUCUGAUUAAUGCCCUCCUUGCCUGGUCCAUGAGUUUUGGUGGGCUGCCUUCUCUUGGCAGGUUUGUUGUGGUGCCAUAUUCUUAGCAUUUUUUUAAUAAUGGAUUUAAUGGUGCUCCGUGGGAUGUUCAAAGUUUCUGAUAUUUUUUUAUAACUCAACCCUGAUCUGUACUUCUCCGCAACUUUGUCCCUGACCUGUUUGGAGAGCUCCUUGGUCUUCAUGGUGCCGCUUGCUUGGUGGUGCCCCUUGCUUAGUGGUGUUGCAGACUCUGGGGCCUUUCAAAACAGGUGUGUCUAUAUAUACUGAGAUCAUGUGACACUUAGAUUGCACACAUGUGGACUUUAUUUAACUAAGUAUGUGAUUUCUGAAGGUAAUUGGUUGCACCAGAUCUUAUUUAGGGGCUUCAUAGCAAAGGGUGUGAAUACAUAUGCACGCACCACUUUUCCGUUAUUUUUUUCAUUUCACUUCACCAAUUUGGACUAUUUUGUGUAUGUCCAUUACAUGAAAUCCAAAUAAAAAUCCAUUUAAAUUACAGGUUGUAAUGCAACAAAAUAGAAAAACGCCAAGGGGGAUGAAUACUUUUGCAAGGCACUGUAUAUACAGUGGGGGAAAAAAGUAUUUAGUCAGCCACCAAUUGUGCAAGUUCUCCCACUUAAAAAGAUGAGAGAGGCCUGUAAUUUUCAUCAUAGGUACACGUCAACUAUGACAGACAAAUUGAGAUUUUUUUUCCCAGAAAAUCACAUUGUAGGAUUUUUAAUGAAUUUAUUUGCAAAUUAUGGUGGAAAAUAAGUAUUUGGUCACCUACAAACAAGCAAGAUUUCAGGCUCUCACAGACCUGUAACUUCUUUUUAAAGAGGCUCCUCUGUCCUCCACUCGUUACCUAUAUUAAUGGCACCUGUUUGAACUUGUUAUCAAUAUAAAAGACACCUGUCCACAACCUCAAACAGUCACACUCCAAACUCCACUAUGGCCAAGACCAAAGAGCUGUCAAAGGACACCAGAAACAAAAUUGUAGACCUGCACCAGGCUGGGAAGACUGAAUCUGCAAUAGGUAAGCAGCUUGGUUUGAAGAAAUCAACUGUGGGAGCAAUUAUUAGGAAAUGGAAGACAUACAAGACCACUGAUAAUCUCCCUCGAUCUGGGGCUCCACGCAAGAUCUCACCCCGUGGGGUCAAAAUGAUCACAAGAACGGUGAGCAAAAAUCCCAGAACCACACGGGGGGACCUAGUGAAUGACCUGCAGAGAGCUGGGACCAAAGUAACAAAGCCUACCAUCAGUAACACACUACGCCGCCAGGGACUCAAAUCCUGCAGUGCCAGACGUGUCCCCCUGCUUAAGCCAGUACAUGUCCAGGCCCGUCUGAAGAUUGCUAGAGUGCAUUUGGAUGAUCCAGAAGAGGAUUGGGAGAAUGUCAUAUGGUCAGAUGAAACCAAAAUAGAACUUUUUGGUAAAAACUCAACUCGUCGUGUUUGGAGGACAAAGAAUGCUGAGUUGCAUCCAAAGAACACCAUACCUACUGUGAAGCAUGGGGGUGGAAACAUCAUGCUUUGGGGCUGUUUUUCUGCAAAGGGACCAGGACGACUGAUCCGUGUAAAGGAAAGAAUGAAUGGGGCCAUGUAUCGUGAGAUUUUGAGUGAAAACCUCCUUCCAUCAGCAAGGGCAUUGAGGAUGAAACGUGGCUGGGUCUUUCAGCAUGACAAUGAUCCCAAACACACCGCCCGGGCAACGAAGGAGUGGCUUUGUAAGAAGCAUUUCAAGGUCCUGGAGUGGCCUAGCCAGUCUCCAGAUCUCAACCCCAUAGAAAAUCUUUGGAGGAAGUUGAAAGUCCGUGUUGCCCAGCGACAGCCCCAAAACAUCACUGCUCUAGAGGAGAUCUGCAUGGAGGAUUGGGCCAAAAUACCAGCAACAGUGUGUGAAAACCUUGUGAAGACUUACAGAAAACGUUUGACCUGUGCCAUUGCCAACAAAGGGUAUAUAACAAAGUAUUGAGAAACUUUUGUUAUUGACCAAAUACUUAUUUUCCACCAUAAUUUGCAAAUAAAUUCAUUAAAACUCCUACAAUGUGAUUUUCCUCAUUUUGUCUGUCAUAGUUGACGUGUACCUAUGAUGAAAAUUACAGGCCUCUCUCAUCUUUUUAAGUGGGAGAACUUGCACAAUUGGUGGCUGACUAAAUAGUUUUUUUCCCCACUGUACCUGUUUCCCCGGUAUUUAAGUAGUUGGCUAAUAAAACUCUCAAUUUGUAGUGCAGUUUGAGGGGGCAGAGUGGGAGAGAUCGUUAGCCCAGUCAGACCAGGCCAGACUACCCAGAACCAGCCCCACAGACCCAGACCCAGGGGGCGCAGCCAGCCUUCGGCGGCCCGGUGACAACCCCCCUAUCCUGGGUGAGAGAGUGGACCCCUGCCUGCCCUUGGAGAGACAGGUGUAAGUACCUCCCUCAACCUCUGACUCUCAGUAUAAUUCAAGAAGCCCCCCCCGGCUGUGUGUCACACUGUUUUGUGCCCCUUGCUAUGCGUCACACAGUAAUAUGUCCCCCUUGCAGGUGGUACCAUGGUGCUGUGAGUCGUGCAGAGGCAGAGACUCUACUGACGUUGUGCAAAGAGAGUUCCUACCUGGUGAGGAAGAGCCAGACCUGCCCACAAGACUACUCUCUCUCCCUCAGGUACCUUUACACGCUCUCUCCCUCUCGCAUUCUCCUGAUGUUCUACAUUAUACCAACCACAUCAUCGUAAAUGGGUUUUCCAUGGGUUUUCCAUAUUUAUCUAGGCCCUAAUAAGGUGAUAAGGAUUUUAUAACGCCGCUCUCUAUUUCUGUCUCUCUCUCUCUUUUGCUCUCGCUCUCUCUUCUCUCUCUUUCAGGAGUUGUCAGGGCUUCAUGCAUAUGAAGUUCACUCGGAGUUCAGAGGGUCGCUACGUCCUGGGAGAGAACAGUCCUCCAUUCUCCUCUGUACCAGAGGUCAUCCACUACUACACCAUGCACAAACUACCUAUCAGAGGAGCUGAACACCUGUCUCUGCUCUACCCUGUCAUUGUACAGACUCUCUGACCCUUCUCUACUCAUUAUGUGCAUCCCAAAUGGCACCCUA